AUGUAUCAAUGUAUUAUUCCACCACGUAUAUGGUUAUCAGUUGGAUUGAGUUUAUUGAUAUUCGGUUUGGUUUUGGGAUGGAUUUCAUUAGCCGUACCUGAUUGGCUACAAUAUUAUGAAAACAAUAAUUUAAAUCAAGAAUCAUCAAACGAUUUGAGAAAAUUUGGACUUUGGAAUAAUUGUACAUUUAAUACGAGAUUAAAUGACUAUGAUUGUACAUCUUGGAAUGGAAAUGCACCGAGUUUUGUACGUGUUACACAAUCUCUUAUUCCAAUCGGUUUGAUAUUAGGAACAGUCUCAUUAUUAGCAGCAUGUAUCGGUUUUACAUCUCGAAAAGCAUUUAAUGCAAGUGUGCUGUUUGCUGGUCUGUUUUCAUUUUUAUGCUUUGUUUUUACAAUAAUUGGUCUCACUGUAUUUGCUACAGAAUCAUUAGCUUUUAUCGAAAGAAUGCAUACAAAUUUAAAUUCACGUCGAUAUGGCAUGUGGCUGAUGAUACCAUGUUUAACAUUUUCAUUUUUGGCUGCAUUAUGUUUUAUUGUUGCUGCCAUUUUGAAUUGGUACGACUAUAAAAGUAUGAAAGUCACAGGGAUAUUAAAUCAUAGUACUGAUAAGUUUGGUAGUGUAUUCAAAGCACCAUCGGAGAGUAAUAUGACGGCUUUCAAACAUCAACAAUUAGCUCAAACAAAACCGAUAAUGCCGGCUCAUCAAUAUCCAGAAGCGUGUUAUCAACUUGGCGCUGUCCCAGGUUAUCCACCACCACCAAGUUAUGCUCCCCAAUUAAAUGGUGCUAUCAAUCCGGCAUUUCACUGUGGUCUCUAUGGUUAUUCUCGACCACCAAGUCCCAGUACGAAUUUCCUUUAUAAUCCCGACUUGUAUCAUCAUCGACAUUACAUAACUGAGAAUUCUGAUCUUGAAGAUGUUCCAAAAAACAGUCGUUCAAGAAAACGUUCUCAGUCUCGACGUCAUUCUGGUCAUCGUUCGAGAUCACAUAGUCCACGUGAAAAUAAUAACAAUGGACAUAAUCAGAAUCAACCCCAAUACAUUCCGAUCCCUAUACCAUAUUAUCAACCGCAGCCGCAACAUCCAGCACCAUCCGCAAACGGAACAGCUCAACAACUGCCACAAAUGCCCUACGUCAUUCAAACAUCAAAUCAAAAUCAACCGACUCAAUACAUUGAAGAACUCGUACAAACAAUUCCCCAAUCAAGAAUUAUAACAGAGGCGAAGGGUAACGUUCUUACUUAUCCUGUAUUAACUAAUGGUUCACUAUUGAUGAACACAAAUCCGAUUCAACUCACUGGUGGAGGUCAAACUCAACAACCUGUUUAUGCAAUAUCUUAUCGCACAAAUAAUUCAUCCAUUAUUCCUUCAAAUGGUCAACAAAUAGCAAUAACCACGGGACCACCAGCUACAUCCUACGUUACCACAGCAGCUAAUCCUUCAAGAGGCCCUUAUAUGUAUUCUCAAGCAAAUACCGACCAGAUUUUUGAAAUAACAUCCGAUGAUGAUGAGAAUAUGAUGCAACAAACACAACAAAAAUUAGCUACAAUACCAAGAAGAAAUGAUCAAAACAAAUCGAUCAAGGAAGCUUGGACGUGGCGAAAAUUAUAA
Didymodactylos carnosus is the source of this 1611-nucleotide messenger RNA. NCBI's taxonomy places the organism in Eukaryota, Metazoa, Rotifera, Eurotatoria, Philodinida, Philodinidae. The record is from the annotation of a GenBank genome assembly.